Molecule: messenger RNA, 1753 nt
Organism: Dreissena polymorpha
Lineage: Eukaryota; Metazoa; Mollusca; Bivalvia; Myida; Dreissenidae
Product: tumor necrosis factor-like
Exons: 4
Coding region: 1-684 (227 amino acids)
Biological process (GO): immune response
Cellular component (GO): membrane
Molecular function (GO): tumor necrosis factor receptor binding
Source: RefSeq, a predicted model, not a curated record
AUGUUUCCUGAGCCGACUGAAAGUCCAGGAUCGGUAACAACUACGUUGGAUACCGUAUCCACAGUGUUCCUGGUGAUCACAACGUCCAGAUUCUGUGAUGACGUUUAUAACGAAUUAUCAAAAGACGCUUUGUUGCGUGCACAGCUGGAAAGUAAAGAAAAUCUGGUCAACGACAAGAUCAAACAUGGAUUCGUUACAAGCGGGCCAACAAAGAAACCAGCAGCAAGACUUGUAGGAGAACCGAUAAAUCCAUUGAAAGGUCGGACGUCAAGAAAUCCCCGGGAUACCACGUUAGUACAGUGCUGGUGCCAUGAAUGUACCAACGCAUUUCUGAGUAACGGAGUGAGAUACCACCAUGGACGACUAAUUGUACCUCUCACGGGUUCUUACAACCUCUAUUCCUCUCUUAGUCUAAGGGGCAUCAACUCCUCUGAAGAACAUGGAAGCCUACUAAACGGAACUUUUUUCAAACACGCUAUUUACAGAUAUAACGUCAAGAAUGGUCACGACGUGGAGCUUGUGUCUUCUGUUCAACCCCCGUUGUCCGCCAAUCGUGCCUUCAGUACACCGCUUUUGCGAUUGGAACAUCUGCAUGCCGGAGAAGAAAUUUCAGUCAAAAUCAGUGGCAUUUUCGAACGACAUGUUUGCACGGAGGACGAUUUCUUUGGAUUGCACAUGAUUUGAGUAACAUCAUCAGGUGACAAUACGGUGUCAUAUUUUGGCUGCCAUGAUUGUAUUGUUUCAAAAACGGUGAACGAUAAUUCGUAUGUUUUUAUAUUAUAUUUUUGUUAAAGCCACACAUCUUGAAAUUAAUUACAUGGAAUAGUAAAUUUAAGUAAAAAUACAAAACAUAUUUUAUCUAUGCCAAUUAGAAUAUAUCUGGUGGUACCAAGGUAGAAAGUCUUCUAUUUGGGUCUGUAAAACUUUUUUUUUAAAUCGCGUUUGUCAAAAUGGACGUAUACAUCUAGAAAUCCUACUUUCGGUUUUUAAAGCGGUACCGUGUGAAAAAUAAUAAAUUACUUGCUUAGUAGGCUAUAUAUUUAAUUGUAUCCAUCUCAAUUAGAAUAUAUCUGGUGAUGACAAGGAUAAAUCUGUCUUUUUUGCGCUUUAAAACUUAAAAAUAAUUGCGUUUGUCGAAAUGUACCUAUACGAAUAGAAAUCCUACUUUCGGUUUUAAAAUUAAAAAAAAUUCAUGCUAAUUAGGCUUUAGAUUUUAUAACAAUGUUGCACACGUUCAAAUUGCAUCUAUAUGUAUUGAUUAACAUGUACUUCAUUUCAAAGUGCGUGGCUUUAAUAUUUCGACCAAAUGUAUGCUUCAUUAACUACAACUGCCAAUCGCAUAUUAGUUGUGUAAGACUCUCGUAGUUUUAUUACUGUUGUUUAACCCAACAUUUAACAUUUCCUUAAUCCUUCAAAUGAAUCCAAAUUAAAAAUGAUGCCACAAAAGAAAAAACAGCAAAUGGCAAAUUGAAGUCUUGCAAGUUACUUUUGGCUUUAAAUUAGGGUCCAAAUGUUUGUAUAUUGUUUCAUUUACUAACACAUACUGCAGUAUUGUUUGUCUACAAGUCGAAGAGGUGAAAUAUUACAUUUGAACGCAGCUAAAUAAGCUUAAGCGUGAGUUUAUUCCAACAAAUGUCAAUACUGUGCGUUUAUACUUGUAUUCGUAAUAUUUAGCCAAUAUUAACUAGCAAACAUAAAGCCGGUAUGUCAUGCAAAAACUGGAAUACCAAUUAAAUAAAAAGUUUUCAAAGUU